This is a messenger RNA of Chlamydomonas reinhardtii, 6188 nucleotides long. RefSeq lists its product as uncharacterized. Gene Ontology annotation, cellular component: membrane. Gene Ontology annotation, molecular function: nucleic acid binding. The record is from RefSeq and is a predicted model, not a curated record. Lineage: Eukaryota; Viridiplantae; Chlorophyta; Chlorophyceae; Chlamydomonadales; Chlamydomonadaceae. The coding region runs from base 430 to 5970 and encodes 1846 amino acids. The transcript has 9 exons.
GACAUCAAAAGGCGAGCCCGAACACAGGCGUAACCUAAGCAAAUACUGUGGGCUUCAUAUACGCUACGAAAGCAUUGUCUUAUACACACAUGCCUGGGUUCGAUUUGCUGUAUGCUAGGGUGCUCGGUGCUCUUGGAAGAGGCCUUACUCCCGGGGCAGUGAUAUAGUACUUGUGAUAGUUCGAGUAUUUCGCCAGCUUGUUACUACGACCGGGGUCCGCUGUCUGGCGCUUGCUGCCACGCCCAAGCAGCCGGCAAGUGUCUCGGAUUUCGUAUAUUUGUGUCACUACAAUAUGCUUAUGAUGUGGCUCAGGCCCAGCGGCCUUUUUGCGACGACCUACUAAAGGCGGGGGCUGACGAAACAGCCCCGGUUUGUGGCGGCCACACUUGUUGGCUAUGAACCUGUAAUAUUUAGCUUGACACGGCUUCCAUGGCCGGGGUCGGGGCACCAACUGGCAGCGUCUUUGGGGCGCUGGCGUCUAUCGCUUUGCCAGCUGAGGGGCAUGACCAGGCUGCGCGGCUGCGGCGGGGAGUUGCCUUGUGGUUGGCGAGUACUCCAUAUCCAGCGCUCGGUCCGUGCCACGCACCCCUGCUCGCUUCGGCACACUUUCUGUCAGCGCACAACGUCGAGGGAGUCAGGCAACUCCUGCUCUCGCCCGAAAGCCGCGGAGUGUUCGUCGUCGCGACGGCGGCAGUGUCCGGGGAGCCUCGCGAAGUCGUGUGGCUGGAUGAGCUGGCGCUGCGGCGCGCCGCAGCGGCAGUCAGCGCCUCUGCAGCGGCGGCCAGCAGUGCCGCCGCCGCGUCGGGCGCCGGUUACGGUGUUGGGGGGCCUGGCGGCGCGGUGGGCAUGGGUAUCGGACUCAUGCCUGACCCGUCUAACUUCAACCGCAGUAGCGUCGGAAGCCUGGGCUCUUCCAGCGUGCCUGGCGGGGGCCCGUUGCAGCCAAUUCUGGCCGGUGACCAUUCGGUCGGCAUGGCGCCGGUUGGGCACCCGCCCUCGCCAUGGGACGCGGCGGCAGCUGCCAGCGUGUCUGCCAGCAAUCAGCAGGUGAUCACAUCAACCUUCUCUUCGCUGAGCUUGGGCGGCCGCGUCGGCGGCGGCUUGCCAGGCGUUGGCAUGGACGUCAACCUGGGUUUGCAGCAGGCGGCGCUGCUGCGGCAACAACAAGUGCUGGCGCAUCAGCAGCAGCUACAGCAACAGCAGCAGCAGUACAGGAUGCUACAGCAACAGCAAGCGGCAAUGGGCGCUCCUUUUAUGGGGAACGCCUUCAGUGCCAUGGCUCAAGGCGGCGGCGGCGGGGUCGCCGGCCUUGCCUUCCUGGAAGGAACCCCUGCUAACAACACCACAGGCGCCCUGCAGCGGCGGCUAACAGCGAGCAGCGAUGCGGGCAGCAUGACGGCGUCGGCGGUCCCUGGCUUCGGCGGGGCUGGCUUUGGCGGCCACCUGUCGGCGGCGAUGGGUAUGGUGGGGCCGCAUGCCGCCGGCCUUGGAGUGAUGGCAGGAGUGGGAGCCUCCCCUGCUGCGGCAGUGUCAGGCAUCUCUAGCGGCAUGCUCCUCAGCGCUAGCGAGGACGCGGGCGCCGGCUUCAGCAGUGGCAGCGCGGCUGCCGCCGCCGCGGCAGCGGCAGCCACGGCGGCGGGCAGCAUGCUAGCGCAGCUGGUGCUGUCUGCAGUGGCGUCUGCGUGGCCGGGGACCACGGCCCUGGCGCGGCUGAAGCGGCGUGCAGCUCUGGCGCUGGCGGUGGCGCAGGAGGGCCCGGAGGGGCCGCACUCCAUGCUAGCGAGUGCCCUGGGUGACGUCCUACACCGGUACGAGCCGGACGCGGUGGCGGAGCUGCGCCACCCAGUCACCAAGACCCUGCGCGUCAAGCAACUGCUGCACGAGGGCGGGCCCGGCGACCUGCCGCCCUUCACCUCCUCUGGGAGCGACAUCUCCGCCGGCGGCCUGCUGGCAUCCACGUCCACAGUCGCGGGCGCGGGCGCAACAAGCGCCGUUGUCUCAGGUACAGGCUUUGGCUCUGGGUUGUUGGGCAGCGGUCCAGAGGCACUGGCGGCGGCAGCGGCGACCGCAGCUGGCGGAGCUGCCGCGACAGCGCCGGCAUAUGCAGCCGCGGAUGCGGCUAUGCUGGGCCAGGCGGCGGCAGACGCAGGCCCAAGUGGCACUGAGGCGCUCGGCCCACGGUUUGCGCCCUCACCCAGCUCGGAGGUUGCCGCCAAGCGGGCGGGCAGCGGCGGGUCGAACGGCGAUGGAGCUGCCGCCAUCGCUAACGCAGCCGCCGCCGCAGUGCUCGCCGACGCCACGCUGGACGCGCCCACAGCCUCGCCCGCCACAGUGGACAGCGCUGCGGCGCUGGAGUCCGCCCCCGAUGGCGCUGCUGACGGCGCCGCGGCGGUGACGGCCGCAGCCACGCAGAACGCGCCGUCGCCGGGCUUGCUGCGUGUCGUGAAGGGCAAGUACGACAUUGUCGUCACCCUAGACUUCAGCAGCCUCAUGCAGGUGUACGGCGGCGAGCUGCCGUACGAGCAGAAUACCCUGGGCCCCGCCGCCCGCCUGCGUGCGCUACCCUCCGCCGCCUCCUUGCUGGCGUCGCAGCUGUCGCAGCCCGACCCCUUCGGCGGCGGCAGCUCCGGCGGGCUGGUCGGUGCCUCGGCCAACAGUGAUUUGCUGGGCGACGCCCGGUCCGAGGCCACCGCAGGCGCCGACGCGUCUGGCGGCAGCGGCGGCGCUGGGUCGCACCCGGCGGGCGGCGAGGGCAUCACGGAGCUAGCGCUGCGCGCCUUCCCCGGCUGCACGCCGGCGGCGCAACUGCGCCGCGCCAUUGUUGUGCACCUGGCGGGGCUGCCGCGCCGCUCGCAGCAGUGGACGCACCUGGGCACCUUUGUGGCCACUGCGCAGUCAGCGCUGUGGCUCAACCCCGCAAACAGGUGGCCCAAGCUCAAGGCGUUCGUGAUGCACGCCGACUCGCGCGGCGUGUUUCUGGACGUGCAGCUGCCGGGGCCGGCGGGCCCAGUGGGUGCCGGCGGCCUGGUUGCUCUGGACCCAGCCGCACUGCGCCGUGCCGCCGCCGCCGGCCUGGCCACCGCCAUCGCCGCCUGCUGGCCGGGCCACGCGCCGCUGGAGCGUAUCCGCCGCGCCGCCGCCUUCACGCUGGCCUUCGCCGUACGCGGCCCCGCAGGCCCCUACACCAUGCUGGGCAGCGCCCUGGGCACCGCCAUCCGCAAGCGCGACAAGGAAGCCUUCGACGCCCUGGCCGGCAUGGGCAAGCUGUCCGACCUGCUGGACGACUCGGCCGCAGCCAACACCGCCGCAGUCGCCGCCGCCGGCACCCCCGCGACGCCAAGCGCCGCCAACAGCGCGACAGGCGGCACUGCCGACGCCUCCGUCGCGGCUGCGCCGGCCGGGCCGGGCCUGCACCCCGACGCGCCUGCCACGGACGCGGAUGCCGGGGGGGCAGCCGCUGACGUGCUCCAGGACGCGACGGUGCUGGGAGAGUCCGCUGGCGCCGCUCUGUCGAGCGCCUCUGUCGCUGCUCCCGGAUCCACGAGCGGCAAGGGAGGCUAUAUCAUUAGCUUCAAGAAAGACCAGGACGGCUACAUGCGACUGCGCCUGGAGGCUCUGCUGCAGGACUGGCCACGUGACGAGCGGUCGUAUCCCUUGCCCGGCCUCGGGCUGCCUGGCAUGCACCUCGGCGCCGGCGCCUUCGGCGGCAUCCCCGGCCUGGGCCCCGGCGGCAACGGCGGCAGUGGCGGCUUCCUUGGUGGCAUGGCCGGCCUGGGAGGCGGCAGUGGCGGCGCCGGGGCACUCGGCAUCGACGCUGCUGACUUCGUGGGCAGCAGUGGCGGCGGCGGUGCCGGCGGUGUGUUCGGUUUCGGGUCGCUGAUGGGCGCGGACGGCGGCGGCCCCACCGUGGCCGUCGUUAGCGGCUCUGGCAUCAGUGGGCUGGGCCUUGGGCGCCUGGACGGCGGCGGCGGCGCAGUCGCCGCCGCAGCCGGAGGCCUGGCCGCCGCCGGAGGCGGGCUCGGCAUGGGCCUGGGCUUGGGCUUGAGCGCCGCCGACAUCGGCAGCAGCCCUCCACUAGAGCAGGAGCUGGCGAGGCGCUUCCCGCUGCCCGCGGGCGCGCACGUGGGGAGCGAGGUGGCGACCAUUGCCGCAGCCAAGCGCUGCAUCGCGCGGCUGCUGGCAUGGGCGCCGCCGCCGCACCAGCUGACGUUUGCUAAGCUGGGCGCGCAGGUGCCCAAGCUGUUGGGCGGCGCCCGCAUCGGCCGCAACCUGCGGCUGCUGUGUCUGGAGGAGCCUGAGGUGUUCGCGGUGCAGAGCCAGAGCCCCACCGUGCAUGUGGUUCGGCUCAUCUGUCCGCGGCUGCUGCAGCUUUCGAGGGAGCAGGCGGAACGCAAGGCGCAAGGGGUUCCGCAGCCUGGCCUGGAGCAGCAGUUUGCGGCAGGCUCGGGGCUUGGGCAGCCGGGCGGAACGCAGCCGCAGGCGCCCGACCCGCAGCUGGACGCGCCCACCAUGCUGCAGCAUUUGCAAGGCCAGUUGCAGCAGCUUCAGCAGCUGCAGCAGCAGCAGCAGCAGCACGCUGGAAUGGACGUGUCUCAGCAGCAGCAUGCGCGUAUGGCUGGGCUUCAGCAGCCCGCCCCGCCCCGCAUGCUACAGGCCCCAGUGGGGCUGGCGGUCAACCCUAGCGGCAGUGGCGAGCGUGGCUGGGACGCGUCGGCAGAGCUGCAGCGCCAGCAGCAGCAGCAGCAGCAGCAGCAGCAGCAGCGGCAGCAGCAGCAGCAAUCCUCCCGACUGUACGACUCAGGGGGAUCAAACGUGGGCUCAAGCAUUGCCCUCGCCCGCCUCUCCACCGCCAGUAAUGGCAUGUCUUCAGGUGGCACUGCGCAGGUGCAGUCGCAGAAGCAACAGCAGCAGCGACAGCAGCAACCGGGCCUCACGCACGGUGCAGCCGGCUCCAGCAACCUGCAGGGCUUUGCCACAACUGCGCUGCUGUCGGAGCAGGCCCUGCAGCAGCAACAGCACCAGCAGCAGCUGCACCAGCACCAGCAGCUGCAGCUACACCAGCAACACUGCAGCGCCGCUGGCAGGCCCACCAGCACGCUGCCUCCGCCGCCUCCGCCGCCGGUGUCGCUGCUGCCCUCGUGCAACAUUCACGUUAUCACCGACCCCUACUCAGCCGACUACAUGUCGAUCCUGCAGCACUGCCACGCCUGCCCCCAGGUCGGCGUCUCGGUCCAGGUGUUUGACGGCCGGCCGGCGCUUGUGGCGUUGUACGCGCCGGCGGCGCUGGCGGGCCCAGGAGGCGGCGGGGGCGCUGCGGGCGGCUGGCCGGCGGCUGUGUACGUCCUGGACUGCGUGGCCAGUGCGGCCGGCGAGGGACCCGAGGCGGUGGUGGGCUCUCUGCUGGGCAGCCUGCGGGGGCUGCUGGAGGAGCCGGGUGUGGCCAAGGUGGUGCACGGCUGCGAGCAGGUCCGGGCUCUGGAGCGGGUGGUUGGCGUGGCCAUCGCGCCGCUGUUGGACACACGCAUCCUGCUUGACGCAGUUGCCACCAUGCUGCCGCCCUUGCCAUCGCCGCCCUCGGCCGCCGCCGUGGCGGCGGCGGCCUCGCCCGCCGGCGGCGCGCUGCCGGCCGGCAGCUUCACCGCCGCCGAGGUGGCGGCUGUGGCACAGCUGGCGGCGCAUGUGUCUGGCCUGCGGUCGGCCCUUCAGCUUGUGGAGCUGUGGGCGGACCGGCCUGAACUGGUGGUGGCGCUGGCGGGACUGCACUGGGCCGCGCACCGGACCGAGCUAUGGGCAGCGGCGGGGCGCGAUAGCUGCUGGGUGUCGCGGCCGCUGACGGAGGCGCAGGUGACGGUGGCGGCGCAGGGCGUCAGCAGCCUGCCUGAGCUGUGGGCGGCACUGAGCGAGGCAGUGCCCUGGCUUGCCGCUCACGCCGCCCUCAGGUUCAUGCAGCAGCUGCGUGCAAACGCCUGAUGCAGCUGCAGCAGCACCAGCAGCAGCGGCGGCGGCGGCGGCGGCGACAGCAAAGUAGACACACGCUAGGUGAAGGAGAGACGGGAAGGGACAGGCGCGACCGGGGCGGUGCACUGGCUCAAAGUAAUCGAUUGGGGGGGGGGGUGGCACCCUGUGGUUGUGGCGCUGCGUGUGGGUGUGGGACGGCUGCGCAUAGCGCAGCCUGCGCUUAUGUGCAA